Molecule: messenger RNA, 306 nt
Organism: Prunus armeniaca (apricot)
Lineage: Eukaryota; Viridiplantae; Streptophyta; Magnoliopsida; Rosales; Rosaceae
Source: the annotation of a GenBank genome assembly
AUGGAGAAUCAAGGAAAAGAGCCCACUCUUCAAGAGCUUAUAAACAUCGAGUUACAGUGGCGAUCAAUUUGGCCAGCACUCAUAACUUUACGUACACUCUUUUGCCAUACACUUGAGGAAGAUUGUUUUGAGCUCAUGGUGGCUAAUGAAACUAAGCUCACUUGCACAAGACGUAUGGUGUUAGGGGCUCGAUGGUUUCGUAACCUGGGAUCUUGUCUUUGGGAUUUCAGCAGCUUCAUGAUGGAAUCCUCUAUCAAUGGUCAACGCUGCAUAGUAUAUGGGAAAAUGAAGGAACCAAAUGGCUAA